This is a messenger RNA of Mauremys mutica (yellowpond turtle), 1679 nucleotides long. RefSeq names its product chromosome 15 C19orf54 homolog (gene ACTMAP). Bases 342 to 1013 code for a protein of 223 amino acids. The record is from RefSeq and is a predicted model, not a curated record. The transcript is spliced from 5 exons. NCBI's taxonomy places the organism in Eukaryota, Metazoa, Chordata, Testudines, Geoemydidae.
UGCCUGGGCCUCGGGAGCGUAGACAUGGCCAGCCUGGGUCUGAGCAGGGAGCCAGUUGCCGUGGGGCCGGGUCCUGUAUAAACCUCCCAAAAGACAGGCCCUGCCCCACAGCCCCGCAGUCUAGGUCGAAGAGAAGAGCUGGCCAAUGCAGAUGGACAGGGAGCACGGGAAUCAAGGAGGCCGUACCACGCCCACCGGGGGCCUAACCACUGGGAAGUCUGUUGGAGCGUUUCCCGGCGGGGGCAGGAGGCCGAGGAGGGAGCCAUGCGGAUGUUUACGGAGAGCGCUGCCCAAGCAGCGGGAAAGGGAUCGUCAGCAGGUGCGGGCUGGUGGCGCUGUGGAUGGCGGGCUCCCUCCUCGGCCUGUCCCAGGACGUCUCCCUGGAGAGGAUCGUGCAGGUGGCGCUGGAGAGAGGCUACACCGCCCAAGGGGAAAUGUUCUCAGCGGCUGCUAUGGCCCGGCUGGCCGAGGAGCUGUUCCAGUGCCGGGCCGAGCUGCUCUCCGGAGGUCUGGAGGGAGAGAACCGGGGCAAGAUCCUUCGCCAUCUGACCGCUGGCUGCCCCCUGCUACUGCCCUACGACGAGGACUCCAACCAUGAGCCCUGCAGGCGACGCGGCUACAAAGCCCACUGGGCCGUCGUCUCAGGAGUCCUGCUGGGCCUCAGGGGCGGCGCCCUCAGCCCGGCCUGCCAGGAGGACGGGGAGAUCUCCGGCCUCUUCCGCCCCGGCCCGGCCUGCCCCCCGCCCGCCCCGGAGGACGUGCUGGAGAUCUACCUGCUCUCCAAGCAGGGCAAGAGCUGGCGCCCCCAGCUGUGGAGCUACCGGCAGGCGCACGAGAGCAACGCCCAGCUGACCGACUUCUGCCCCAAGCGGGCAGGCGACGGCAAGGCCUACGUGGUGCCCGCGGGAGGCGUGAGGGCAGGGCUCUGCGGCAAGACCCUGCUGCUGCGCCCACGGACCGCACAGAGCGCCCUGCCCCAGCCAGCCGGGCCACCCCCUGCUGCCGAGCGCUAGGAGCCACUAGAGCACCGGGCGGAGGAGACGCCCUGCAGCCCUUGGGCCCACCCAUGCUACGAGGGACAGCGGGGCCUAGUGGGUAGAGCACUGAUCUGGGACUCGGGGGGCCUGGCUCUGCCUCUCUUCCCCUCUCUGUGCCUCAGUUUCCCCGCUGCAAAAUGGGGCCGAUGAUCCAGCCCUCGUUUGCAGAGCGCUUGGAGGCGGAGCAGUGCCCGGGGAGGGGCAGGGUGCAUCAUACUCAGACCCACUGAGGAGAGAGCCGCUGGGGUUUAAGUGCCAGGUGCGGCCCCGGCCCCUUUCUCCUGUGCCGCAGGAAGCCCUGAUGCCCGCCGGGCUGCGGCCGGGGGGGAGACGCAGCUAUUCCAGGCCUCUCCAGAGGAGCUGCCGCUCUUCCACCCACUGACGCUUUUCAGACUGACCCAGAUUCCUGCUUUGAGGCCACGGUGCCAGGAAACGGCAGGUACUUGUGGCCGGCUCUGAAAAUAACUUCACGCUUCCUGUCUGCCACCCGCCACUGUUAGCUCUUGAGAGCAGGGACUGGCUCUCAGUCGGGGUCUGGGUGGCGCCCAGCCCGAGGGGGCCCCGAUCUUGGCCAGGGUCAGUGGGCAGCAUCCGGCACGACGGGGCCCCGAUCUCGGCCAGGGUCUGGGCGGCGCCCGGCCC